AUGGCUUCCGUUUCCGAUCUCCGAAAGAGGGUAAGUUCGAUUGGCAUUAAGAAUGAUCCCAUAUGGAAGACUGGCGACAUGGCCACUGCUUCUGCCCUGACGCGAAAGGAGUUAAAACUGAGGAAGUUGAAGCAGAAGACGUUGUACGCAGAACUGUGGGAUCUUACUAACGUGGGAUGCACGGUAGAAGAGUUGUUAAAUCAGUUGGUGAGGGAGGAGGGUCCUUCCGUCACUCAAACAAAUCUGCUUCGCUGUGCUAAACUUUUUGACAAGGCGGGCAAAAAAUCAACAAGCUCUGGAGAUCUGUGA
Molecule: messenger RNA, 309 nt
Organism: Arabis nemorensis
Lineage: Eukaryota; Viridiplantae; Streptophyta; Magnoliopsida; Brassicales; Brassicaceae
Source: the annotation of a GenBank genome assembly